GCUUUGCUCACCUCCUGAGCAACCACAGAACCACAGGAGUUCCGAUCAGAAUUUUUGCACCGAGCAGCACGUAAAUGGUUAAUUGUCACAGGUCAGCCUCAGGCUUAAGGAGCGCACCAGUCAUUGAGGACGCCUCAAAGGUCAUCGAAACCAUAGAGAAACAAAAUUUAUCUGUGGCGCAGCUGACGGCGGUGGCAAUGGCAUCGAACAGCCUCUUCAGCUCGGUGACACCUUGCCAGCAAAACUUCUUUUGGGAUGCGAGCGCGUCUCGGCGCUUCAGCCCCCCGUCCAACAGCCUGCAGCCGCUCCCGGCCAAAAUGAACGAGGUGAGCAGCAGCAGCAGCAGCAGCAGCAGCUGCGGAGGAAGCGGUGGGAUUAACAGCAUUAGCGGCGGGAAUGCAGGAGGUGGAAACGGGCAACACGACGCGAGACUGCGGCCGCUUGAGAACCGCUCCAUGGCAGAAAUCAUCGCCGAUCAUCCCGCAGAGCUGGUGCGCACCGACAGCCCCAACUUCCUCUGCUCCGUGCUGCCCUCUCACUGGAGGUGCAACAAAACGCUGCCGGUCCCUUUUAAGGUCGUGGCCCUGGGAGAUGUUCCUGAUGGCACUGUUGUCACUGUGAUGGCUGGGAACGAUGAGAAUUACUCAGCAGAGCUGCGCAAUGCUUCAGGUGUGAUGAAGAACCAGGUGGCUCGCUUCAAUGAUCUACGCUUUGUGGGACGCAGUGGACGAGGAAAGAGCUUCACCCUGACAAUUACAGUGUUCACAAACCCACCACAAGUGGCCACUUACCACAGAGCCAUUAAGGUCACAGUGGACGGACCACGUGAGCCAAGGAGACACAGGCCAAAGUUGGACGAUUCACCGAAGGCAGGCCUGUUCUCUGACCGCCUGAGCGAGUUAGAACGUAUCCGACAGAGCACCAUGAGGGUCGCUGUGCCAACACAACCCCCACGAACCUCGCUCAACACCCCAAACUCGUUCUCUCCUCAGGGCCAGAGCCAAAUCUCAGACCCACGGCAGUCACAGUCGUCCCCUCCGUGGUUUAAUGAGCAAGCAUACUCAUCGUACCUGAGCCCCAUGGCGUCCCCCUCGGUGCACUCUACCACCCCUCUGUCCUCCAGCCGUGUCACCGGCCUGCCUUCCAUCAGCGACGUUUCCCGUCGCAUGCCAGGUUCCACAGAUCUGACUCCUUUUCCUGGGCAGUUCGAGCGCCAGUUUCCCGGAUUCUCCUCCCUCACUGAGAGCCGAUUCUCCGGCCCACGGAUGCACUACCCACCAACGUUUACCUACACGCCCACACCUGUCACCACAGGCAUGUCUCUGGGCAGUGCUCAUUACCACACAUACCUGCCCCCACCAUACCCGGGCUCCACUCAGAGCCAGAGUGGACCAUUUCAGAGCAGCAGCACCCCCUAUCUCUACUACGGGGCCUCUUCCGGCUCCUACCAAUUCUCUAUGGUACCUGGGGGCGAGCGCUCACCAUCCAGGAUGCUGCCCACCUGCACUAGUGCCUCCACAGGUGCCUCGUUGGUCAAUGCCAGUCUUCCCAUGCAGGCUGAUGGAGGGAGCGGUGUAGAGGAGGACGGCAGUCACAGCAACUCUCCAACUGUCCUCAAUCCAGCAGGAAGGAUGGACGAAGGAGUGUGGCGGCCAUAUUGACAGAAUUGAGAAUAAAAACAAAAAAACAAAACAAAACAGUACCAUGUGCCCAUCAGACAGGUGAACUCCAAACCAGACACAUGGUUUUAAAGCACAAACCAUACCAGGAUCUAUGUCCUAUCUUGCUGAGACAUUCUAUUUUGCCUUGUUAAUUUUUAAUCUUCAUCAAAUGUCACUUUUGAGGAGUAUUUAUGGAACAAGGUUCUUUAAAGGAAAGUAUUUAAACACAAACUCUCAUGGCAGUUAUUGUUAUUUGUAUACCUGCAAUUCAAAAUCCAUUUCUCUGAAACCAGUAGAUUAUAAAAAAAUACGUAUGGUUAGAAAAAGCUAUGACUGAUUUGUAAGUUCUUGAAAAGGAAAAAAGGUAGUUAGUCUUGCAAGGUUUGUGUUAGAUUUUAAAUGCAUUUUAAAGCACUGAGCAGUUGGUUUCAAUUGAAUAUGACAAACCAAAUUUGUUUUUUAGGACUAAUUUUUUUUUUUUUUUAAUUUAAGUAAUUUAAAUUAUGGAUAUUUGGUGAACAGAUAUUGAGUUGUAAGUUAUAAAGCCAUAACUUAAGUAAUGUAUUUUGAACUUGAUUCAUAGACGGAAUAUUUUUGUAAUGCAUCUAUGUUCAAGUUAAUACUGAAAUUGAUAUGUAAUUUAAAGAUACAUUUUCUGUGCCUUAAGCCAUUUUGCUUCGGUGUAUUCUGAGAUACGUUUCCUAUCUCCGCGUAUAAUACGUUAUGAAAGUUCUAUUCUUAUAUAGCAGAUCGUCUUGCCAUUUUGAAUUACUGCUUUAAUGCUCAGUACAUAAAGUUCUGAAGCCAUUUCAUGUUUGUCUUCAAAUCAAAAAUGGCACAUCCUCUUGGAAUCUCUUUAUUGAUUAUCCUUAAUUAUUUCAAUUUGUAUGCAUCCCUGCUCAGAUUAAUCCUUCAGUGUUAAACCUAGUAUAAGCUGAAAACGCUUGAAAUAGGGGCUAUAACAGAAAAACUACCAAAGCCUCUGCAAAUCAAGGGGCCUGCUGUGCACCCACCUGAAGACUGGAUCAGUUUACUGGAGCCUAAUGAAAGCCACACACGCUAUUUCACUAUGUGAAAAUACUCUUUAUUCUCAAUACGGUAUCGCUCAGAGAAAUGGCAGCUAAAAUUCUUCCCCAUGGAACAUCAGUGAUUUUUGAUAUGUCUGAAUUCUGAGUAUAAUUUCAGUACACUUUUAUCUAAUCAAUACUUUUGCUGGAGAUUAAGGUUGCACAAUGUUGUUGUUUUUUUUAGUUAUUAAAAGUAUCCAAUAACGUUUGUGGUUAUUGAUAUAAGAAUCUCUGAAUCACCUAUACUUCCACUUUGGUACUAAUUGUUUUAGUACCAAAAAGCAAGGGAAAUCUUAAAAUAUUUACCGUAAGCUUAAAUAGCACUUGUUAAAAAUUAAAAAUGUGUAAUUUUGUGGUACGACAACGAAGCCUACCCAUUUUACUUCUUCCAGACUGGGGCUUUUUUUUUUUUUUUUAAACAGUAUGUUGGGUUUUGCUAAGCCUUCAUGCAAAGUUCAGUGCAGUCGUGCCAGCAACAAUUAGACACAUCUUUUCAUUUGCUUUAAUAUUCAGUGCCUUAUAUUAUACACUGCACAACAGAGAAAUGGGGAAUAGUGUAAUACAGUAGGUACCCUGUGUCAGAUUAAGAUGUAUGCAUUUAUGGGACUUGUAAUGCUAUUAAGCAUGUUUCUAAUGUUCAUUUUUCUCAGCGAGAUAAGCAAAGCACUUAGUCAUUUAUGCAGUUCAAUCACAUCAUCGUGCCACCUAAUUUAAAUGGUUUCUACCCUUAAUUCUAACUGUACUGAUGUUACAUGGAAUUUGACAUCUAAGUUUGUAUUUAGAGUUUACAGCUAGAUUUAUGUCCAGGAGAUUAUCGAGACGUACAAUUUACACCAUUUGUCAUGUUCAGUUCUGUCAAAUAAAUGUCAUUGUAUGGACCUGAGUGGAUCUGUGAGAGUGAGCAAAAAUGAAAAUUUGUUUACAAAGUGUUUACAAUAUUGUGAUUGUAGAUAGUAAUUAUAUGAGGAAAAUAUACCCCACUCCAUUUGUGCUUAUUAUUCAUUUUCCUUUUUUUGUAAAAUAUUUAUCUUCCCUGGUUAAGCUACCAGAGGGCCAGGAAUGUUGGGUGGGUGGACGUUUAUGAGCUAAUUUCUCUUUGGAGCUUGCAUGCUUUGCUUCACUUGCACAAAUGUGUUUUAUUUAUCAUGUUUCUGGCCUUAAAGUUAUGUGUCUUCCUUUGUUAUUAAACAAUGGUUACAGGGAAUGACUAUCAUGACAACA
Molecule: messenger RNA, 3949 nt
Organism: Tachysurus vachellii
Lineage: Eukaryota; Metazoa; Chordata; Actinopteri; Siluriformes; Bagridae
Gene: runx2b
Product: RUNX family transcription factor 2b
Exons: 8
Coding region: 75-1661 (528 amino acids)
Biological process (GO): regulation of transcription by RNA polymerase II; regulation of cell differentiation; hemopoiesis
Cellular component (GO): nucleus
Molecular function (GO): RNA polymerase II cis-regulatory region sequence-specific DNA binding; ATP binding; DNA-binding transcription factor activity, RNA polymerase II-specific
Source: RefSeq, a predicted model, not a curated record